GCAGCCAAGGGGGAGCCCGCGCCGCGCCGGCAGUUGCCAAGGGAGAGUUCCAAGCCCACGUCAGGGGAGGUGUCGGGAUAAAUAGGGUCCCGCAAUGGCCGUGGCCGGAGGCGCUCCGAGCUGCGGGGUCCAGGAUUGGAGCUGCCCGGGCGGGUUCGCGCCCAGGAGACUGAGGGCUGGCGCUGCUCGUGCUCAGGGCGCGGGACGGCGGAGAUCCGCGGCGGGAUCCUGCGGCCCCGCCAUUGCCUCCGACUGGAGUUUGGGGAACGAACCUUUCCUGUGCCCCCAAAGGACUUUCUCCUCGGAGAAGGGACAGAUAAAGACGAGAGGGGGCGGGACGUGAAGGGCUCUUUCUGCCUGUCAGGGUCGCAGCGCGGAAGGGCAGUGCCAUGCUCCUCUCCAUCCUGGUGGCGUUGGGCCUGUGGCUGCGCCUGGCGCUGGGCGUGCGCGGCGCGCCCUGCGAGGCGGUGCGCAUUCCCAUGUGCCGGCACAUGCCCUGGAACAUCACGCGGAUGCCCAACCACCUGCAUCACAGCACGCAGGAGAAUGCCAUCCUGGCCAUCGAGCAGUACGAGGAGCUGGUGGACGUGAACUGCAGCGCUGUGCUGCGCUUCUUCCUCUGCGCCAUGUACGCCCCCAUCUGCACCCUGGAAUUUCUGCAUGACCCCAUCAAGCCGUGCAAGUCGGUGUGCCAACGCGCGCGCGAUGACUGCGAGCCUCUCAUGAAGAUGUACAACCACAGCUGGCCCGAGAGCCUGGCCUGCGACGAGCUGCCCGUCUACGACCGCGGAGUGUGCAUCUCCCCUGAAGCCAUCGUCACUGACCUCCCAGAGGAUGUUAAGUGGAUAGACAUCACACCAGACAUGAUGGUACAGGAAAGGCCUCUGGAUGUUGACUGUAAACGCCUAAGCCCUGAUCGGUGCAAGUGCAAAAAGGUGAAGCCAACUUUGGCAACGUACCUGAGCAAAAACUACAGCUAUGUCAUUCAUGCCAAAAUAAAAGCGGUGCAGAGGAGUGGCUGUAAUGAAGUCACCACAGUGGUAGAUGUAAAAGAGAUCUUCAAGUCCGCAUCGCCCAUCCCUCGAACUCAAGUCCCACUCAUUACGAAUUCUUCCUGCCAAUGUCCACAUAUCCUGCCCCAUCAAGACGUUCUCAUCAUGUGUUAUGAGUGGCGCUCAAGGAUGAUGCUUCUUGAAAAUUGUUUAGUUGAAAAAUGGAGAGAUCAACUUAGUAAAAGAUCCAUACAGUGGGAAGAGAGAAUGCGAGAACAGCGGAGAAUAACUCAGGACAAGAAGAAAACAGCCGGGCGCACCAGUCGUAGUAAUCCCCCGAAACCAAAAGGAAAGCCGCCUGCUUCCAAACCAGCCAGCCCCAAGAAGAACAUUAAAACUAGGAGUGCCCAAAAGAAAACAAACCCCAAAAGAGUGUGAGCUAACUACUUUCCAAGAUGGAGACUUCUGACUUCCUUACGGGGUGAGGCCAGGCACUACCUAGGACAGCCUGUGUAAGGCCACACACCCUUUGCCUUAACAACUUACUGCCGUACUCUUCGUAGACACCUCUUGCAGCAUUUUUCUUCAUGAUAUGCUUCAUUUUUUUUCCUUUUAAGCCACCACAAGCCAUAGUGGCAGGUUUGCCCUUUGGUAUGAAAGAUGCAUUAAAGCUGGAGGAAAAAGCUUAUUGCAUCCAGAGUAGCUUGUAUGUGCAUACUCUAUGAGAUUUUUGUGUGGGGAGCAUAAAGCUUUUUACAAUUUGACCUAAUAUGUGCAUUGAAAAAUAAAUGCCAUAUUUCAAACAAAGCACCUAAUUUUUUAACAAUAUAUUUUAUUCUCACUUGAGUUCUGUUGUUACAAUGUUGGUAAUGUUUUAAAAUGUGAUUGAAAAUGUAAUGCUUCUAAGGAGGAGGAAAACAAGAGAAAUGAAUGUUUAAAAGAUAUCUACGUGUUUAUUGUCUGCAGAAGGGUUUUUGUGAUGAAAGAGGAUUUUUUUUAAAUCCUAGAGAAGUAGGAUGUGCAAAAUUGUAAUGUGUCUACAAAGAAGACUUUCUGCUUUGUUUUUAGCCAGAAAAUAGAAAAGCUAAAAUAACUAUAAUGAAAAAUAAAUAAAAAGGAGAGGCAGACA
Molecule: messenger RNA, 2121 nt
Organism: Carlito syrichta (Philippine tarsier)
Lineage: Eukaryota; Metazoa; Chordata; Mammalia; Primates; Tarsiidae
Gene: SFRP4
Product: secreted frizzled related protein 4
Exons: 6
Coding region: 390-1430 (346 amino acids)
Biological process (GO): non-canonical Wnt signaling pathway; canonical Wnt signaling pathway
Cellular component (GO): cytoplasm
Molecular function (GO): Wnt-protein binding
Source: RefSeq, a predicted model, not a curated record